GAGGACACCUGUGCGCAUGCGCGAGGCGUGUUACUUCCUGGCGUCCAACGUUGCCUUGGAGUGUUACUGGCGCGGCUCCUCUCAUUCAGCUCUUCGCGGAGCAGCCCAGUCAGUGCAAGUCAACCCAGCAGCGGACAUGUCGGACAGUGGGUGUCAGGAGCCCCCCAACGGUAACGGGGGGAGCCCAGCGACACGGCCGAGCAGACCGCCGGUGGGCAACCGAGUAACGGUGGUGCUGGGCGCGCAGUGGGGCGACGAGGGGAAGGGCAAAGUGGUAGACCUGCUGGCUCAAGACGCCGACAUGGUGUGCAGAUGUCAGGGUGGCAACAACGCGGGACACACAGUGGUGGUGGGCUCGGUGGAGUACGACUUUCACCUACUCCCAAGCGGCAUCAUCAACCCCAAGGUCACCGCCUUCAUCGGUAACGGCGUCGUGAUCCACCUCCCAGGCCUGUUCGAAGAGGCCAAAAAGAACGAGAGCAAAGGGGAAAGUCUCAAAGACUGGGACAAAAGGUUGAUCAUCUCCGACAGAGCGCACAUCGUGUUUGACUUCCACCAAGCUGUGGAUGGCGUUCAGGAACAGCUGAGGCAAGAGCAAGCAGGCAAGAACCUGGGGACGACCAAGAAGGGCAUCGGUCCGGUUUAUUCCACCAAGGCGGCACGCAGCGGCCUCAGGAUAUGUGACCUGUUGGCGGACUUCACACACUUUUCCGAGAGGUAUAAAGUCUUGGCCCAGCAGUACCAGGCCAUGUACCCCAGUCUGCAAAUCGACGUGGAGGGUGAGCUAGUCAAGUUAAAGGCUUACGUGGAGCAGAUCAAGCCCAUGGUGAGGGACGGCGUGCACUACAUGUACGAAGCUCUCCACGGGCCUCCCAAGAAGAUCCUGGUGGAGGGAGCCAACGCGGCCCUGCUGGACAUCGACUUCGGGACGUAUCCAUUUGUGACGUCGUCCAACUGCACGGUGGGCGGAGUCUGCACGGGCCUGGGCAUGCCACCGCAGAACGUGGGUGAGGUUUAUGGAGUGGUCAAGGCCUACACCACCCGAGUGGGCAUCGGCGCCUUCCCCUCUGAGCAGAACAACGAGCUCGGAGAGCUGCUUCAGACCCGCGGCAAGGAGGUGGGCGUGACCACGGGCCGAAAGAGGCGAUGCGGUUGGCUGGACCUGGUGCUCAUCAAAUACGCACACAUGAUCAACGGCUUCACAGCUUUAGCACUGACCAAACUGGACAUACUUGACGUCUUGCCGGAGAUCAAAGUGGGCGUGUCCUACAAAGUCAACGGCCAAACUAUACCGCACUUCCCAGCCAACCAGGAGGUGCUGCUGCAGGUGGAGGUGGAAUACGAGACGCUGCCCGGCUGGAAAAGCGACACGUCGGCCGCCAGGAGCUUCCACGAACUCCCAGAGAAUGCCCAGAAAUAUGUCUGCUUCAUCGAGGAGCACGUGGGAGUGCCCGUCAAAUGGAUCGGCGUGGGCAAGUCUCGGGAGUCAAUGAUCCAGCUCUUCUAGACCAGACGCAGCCUGUUGACUUCCUUCCUGUCUCUCUCUCUCUCGCUCUCUCUCACUCACUCACACACACACACACACACACACACACACACACAGCCCGACUACCUGACUGGACUCUGAUUUUUCUACCUGUUUCCUCUCUGAUUGUUGUCCUACCAAGUCGGCCUCUCUGGUCGGCGCCAGGAUUUUUCAUCACUGUUACUCGUUUAUACCAGACCCUCGAUAAACUCACACCAGCGCCUGUGAAGACAGAGCCGGCUAACAUGAAUUUACACCGUUUUAACGCGUUUAAACUGUGUUGUUCUGUUUUGUGUUUUAUUCUGACAGUCCAGGUUGACAGCACUUGCUGACUUAAAAGGGAUCUUUUAAAUAUUUAACUUUUUAAUGUCUCUCAACCAAAAAAAAAUGUUUUUAAGCUGAUCACUUUCACAGAAUGCUGUUGUUGUUUUCGCAUCCUCUUUUUUUUUAUUAUUAUUAUUUUUUUAACCACUACAGAGAAUCUGCUGUCACUCUUGAAGUCACUCUCUGCUUUGUUUCUUGUUGAUGUUACUGUUGCAGUUUUCUAACGUUACUAUGGCUGCAGAUCAGUUAUCCUCAUGGAGUUGAAGGCCCCAUCUUGGCAGUGAGACAUUAAACGUGGGGAAAAUCAUUGUUUGUAGUCUAAAUUCAUAUAAUGGACUAAUUCGAGACAUAGAAUUUAGAAUUAAGUCGGUAAAUAUAUCAACAUGAAAGCUCACCAACAAUUAACUAUAUGAUUUUUACAUGCACCUUUCCUGCCUCUAGAGGUCGCCGUUUUACUCAUACCAGGUAAGCGCUUUAUAAAUUAACUCAUCUAUAUAUCAAAUAAAAACCACCCAAACUUUUUAAUGAGAUAAUUUAAAUGAAGAGGAACUACUAUUGAAGCUUUUCUCGCAAACAUGACUUAAUUUGGUGAACUUCUUCCAUUUGUUAGUCAAAUAGGGCAGCUAAUUUCCAAUUUUCUGUCUGUACCAUAAACACACCCUGUGGUCGCUCUAAAGUUGAACUAGCUUCUUAAGCUAGCGCCAUAAACUGUAAGUUGAUACUUUUUACAUACUUUUUUACAUACUCGAUAAAACCACUAUAUCCUCAAAAUCUUUGGUGGCUUUAGAAUCGAAAGUCAACACGGCAUUUGUGUUUAUUGACGUAUUAAAAUAAUAUUUUGUCACGGCAGGAUAUUAGACGUGCUAAUGCUGCUAAAAGCAGCUGGUUAGCACAACUAUAAUACGAAGGAGUAAUGAUAUACAAUAAAAUCGGUUUGACAAUAAAAUUCCACCGAUUCUUCUACUAUCUAUUGUGUAUUCUAUUGUGGAUUAUAGUAUAAUUUUCCAUUAAACUAAAAGGGGGGACACUACCCGGUGUAUUAUCUGGUGAAUUGGUGUUUCCAUUUCGAACACUAGAGGGCGCCAUUUGACUGCUAAUGUUAAAACAAGCGCUCAUUAAAUGGGGAUUGAUUUAUUCUCUUGUGGGGCACAUAUGGUCUGAUGUUGCUGUUGCGUUUAUGUAAAUAAAGGAGGGUCUGUAUAGGG
Messenger RNA from Doryrhamphus excisus (bluestripe pipefish), 3054 nucleotides. It is a transcript of the gene adss2, whose product is annotated as adenylosuccinate synthase 2. The record is from RefSeq and is a predicted model, not a curated record. Lineage: Eukaryota; Metazoa; Chordata; Actinopteri; Syngnathiformes; Syngnathidae. Gene Ontology annotation, molecular function: adenylosuccinate synthase activity; GTP binding. Gene Ontology annotation, cellular component: cytoplasm. Gene Ontology annotation, biological process: IMP metabolic process; 'de novo' AMP biosynthetic process.